Vicugna pacos (alpaca) is the source of this 1349-nucleotide messenger RNA. Its product is annotated as melanoma-associated antigen 10-like. Gene Ontology annotation, cellular component: nucleus. Gene Ontology annotation, biological process: negative regulation of transcription by RNA polymerase II. The record is from RefSeq and is a predicted model, not a curated record. Lineage: Eukaryota; Metazoa; Chordata; Mammalia; Artiodactyla; Camelidae.
GAGAAUCCCAGUUCCUGCCGGGCGUCAAGCAGGGAAGGGGCCUCCUCUCCUUUCUCUCCCGGCUUUCAGGGAGGUGAGGACCUUGGUGUGAGAGGACGGGUCAGAUCCUAUCUGAAGGAACCACGCCUUGGCGACAGAGAGAAGAGUCCCGGGUCCUCCCAGGAGUCAAGAUGAGUGAGCUCCGCCAGGCUGUGGAAGACCUUCAGGACCCAAGAGACGCCCAGGGCCUGGUGGAUGUGCAGCAGCUGGAGGCUGAGCAGGAGGGGGCCGCAUCCCCCCGGUACCCCUGCUCCUCCUCAGUCUCCUCUUCCUACUCUGCCGGUGCCGAGUCCCUGCGCCAAGGUGCAGAGCUUUCAAUGAUGGCUGACCUGGUGAGCUUCCUGCUCCUCAAGUAUCACCGGAAGCAGCCGACCACCAGGGCAGAAAUGCUGAGUAUCCUCAGAGAAUACCAGGACCACUUCCCUGCGGUCUUCAGCCAGGCCUCUGAGUGCAUGCAGCUGGUCUUUGGGGUGGAUGUGAAGGAGGUGGACCCCAAGGAGCACUUGUACAUCCUGGUCCCCACCCUGGGCCUCACCUGUGAUGGGAUGCAGGGUGGUGAGCAGAGCAUGCCCAAGAACGGCCUCCUGGUGAUACUUCUGGGUGUCAUCGUCCUGGGGGGAGGGGGGGUGCCUGAGGAAGAGGUGUGGGGAGCACUCGGUGUCAUGGGGGUGUAUCCUGGGAGGGAGCACUUCAUCUACGGGGAGCCCAGGGAGCUGAUCACCAAAGCGUGGGUGCAGGAGGGGUACCUGGAGUACCGGCAGGUGGCCAACAGCGAUCCCGCUCGCCACGAGUUCCUGUGGGGGCCCCGGGCCCACGCGGAGACCAGCAAGCUGCAAGUCCUGGAGCAUUUGUUUAGACUCAACAGUGAGGGUCCCAUUUCCUUCCCGUCCCUGUCUGAGGAGGCCGUGAGCAAUGAGGAAGAGGGGGCCUGAGCCAGACUUGCAGCCGCGCUCCUUCCAGGCCCCUGUCCAGCAGCUUCUCCUGCCGGGCAGGAAGGGAGCCCAUCCUUCACCCUGUGUUUGCAGAGCGAGCAGUCAGCCUUGGAAGGAGUGAGGGCCCGGGCCAGCUCGGGGGGCACGGCGUACAGCAUCUCUGGGCUCCUCCCGUCCUUUACGUGGACCACAGGCCGGCUCUACUUCUCCGUCAGGCGGAUCCUAGGCCCACGACUCCACCUUCCCCGGCCCGGGCCGGGCCUUCCCUGCCACCUGCCCCGGGUCAGACGGGAAGAGUCCACGGCGCUGCGCCGCAGAGCGCUCAGCACCGCCAAGGGACGGCAGGCGCCCUCCGACCUGCUCGAACUGUCGCAGUGA